Messenger RNA from Echinops telfairi (small Madagascar hedgehog), 1077 nucleotides. Its product is annotated as cyclin-I-like. The transcript has 2 exons. Gene Ontology annotation, molecular function: cyclin-dependent protein serine/threonine kinase regulator activity. Gene Ontology annotation, biological process: regulation of cyclin-dependent protein serine/threonine kinase activity; mitotic cell cycle phase transition. Gene Ontology annotation, cellular component: nucleus; cytoplasm; cyclin-dependent protein kinase holoenzyme complex. The record is from RefSeq and is a predicted model, not a curated record. Bases 64 to 1077 code for a protein of 337 amino acids. NCBI's taxonomy places the organism in Eukaryota, Metazoa, Chordata, Mammalia, Afrosoricida, Tenrecidae.
AUGAGGAAGAGGAGGAUAAGGUAGCUACAUCAAACUGGGUGGCAUGCAGAUCCAAAGGAUACCAUGAAGUUUCCAGGACCUUUGGAAAACCAGAGAUUGUCUUUCGUAUUGGAAAAGGCAAUCUCGAGGGAAGCCCAGAUGUGGAAAGUGAAUGUCCCCCAAAUGCCUACAAGUCAGAAUGUGUCUCCAUCCCAGAGAGAUGAAGUGAUCCAGUGGCUGGUCAAGCUCAAGUACCAGUUCAACCUCUAUCCAGAAACAUUUGCUCUGGCUAGCAGUCUAUUGGACAGGUUUUUAGCAACCAUAAAGGCCCACCCAAAAUAUUUGAGCUGUAUUGCAAUCAGCUGUUUUUUCUUAGCUGCCAAGACUGUUGAGGAAGAUGAGAGAAUUCCAGUUCUGAAAGUUUUGGCAAGAGACAUGUCAACAAGGCCUCAGUUACUCUUCAGUUUUCCCAAACUGAGCCCAUCUCAACAUUUGGCAUUCCUUACCAAGCAACUCCUCCACUGUAUGGCCUGCAACCAACUUCUGCAAUUCAAAGGGUCCAUGCUUGCUCCGGCCAUGGUUAGUUUAGAGAUGGAGAAACUCAUUCCUGAUUGGCUUCCUCUCCCAAUUGAACUGCUUCAGAAAGCACAGAUGGAUAGCUCCCAGUUGAUUCACUGCCGGGAGCUGGUGGCACAUCACCUUUCUACUCUGCAGUCUCCCCUGCCUCUGAAUUCCGUUUAUGUCUACCGUCCCCUCAAGCACGCCCUGGUAACCGUUGGUGACAAAGGAGUGUUCAGAUUACAGUCCGCCUCUGUCCUAGGCCUGGAUUUCUCCAAGGACAACAGCAAACCAGAAGUGCCAGUCAGAGGUACAGCGGCCUUCUACCAUCAUCCCCCAGCUGCCAGUGGGUGCAAGCAUACCUCGGCUAAACGUAAAGUAGAGGAAAUCGAAGUGGAUGACUUCUAUGAUGGGAUUAAACGGCUCUAUAAUGAAGAUAAUGCUUCAGAAAAUGUGAGUUCUGUGUGUAGCACUGAUUUAUCAAGGCAAGAGGGGCAUGAUUCCCCUCGUCCGCCUUUGCAGCCUGUUUCUGUCAUGUAG